CACCACUGCCCGGGGGGCAGCUUUUUGGGAGCUAUUUCGCUGCCAACCAGUGCUGAGCGGCGUUUAGUCCAGCAUGAGACAGCCGAGGGUGAGCACCCUGGUUUUCGCACGAUAAAGAAGCCGACACGAGCAAGAGACGCCAACCGACGCUGAGCACCAUGUUCAAGACCAGCUACCUGCGCAGGGAGGUGCGCAAGGAAAAGUACGAGCGCUCGGAUGUCUCCCACGAGGAGCCCGAGGAGGACUCGGCCGGCAUCUCCGCCAUCCAAGGCUGGGAGAACCUCCAGGAGCUCAACAGCCGCUUCGCCCGCUACAUCAACCGGGCUCGGGUGCUGGAGCAGCGCAACGCCGUGUUCCGUAAGCAGCUGGAGACCCUGCAGAGGAUGGAGGAGGCCAGCGGCCUGGAGGAGACCUUCAGGGAGCAGAUUGACGUCAACAGGCAGCGCAUCCGAGAGCUGACCUCCGACCACGGCAAGCUGGAGAGGGAGCUGAGGGACGCCUGCCGCAUGCUGGACGAGUUCACCAACAAAUACAGAAAUGAAUGUGAUUAUCAAGAGCAGCUCAGGGGAACUUUGGAACAGCUGAACAAGGAGGCCGACGGCGCCCUGCUGAAAAAUCUGGAGCAUCAAAUCCAGUCUCAGUUCCUGCAGGAUGACAUCACCUCCACCAGAGACCGGCACAGGAAGAACCUUGCAGAGAUCCAGACCUACGUGAACAUUUUGCAGCAGAUCAACCAAACACUUCCGCUCGUCCCUCCCGUGUCAGCGGGCAUCUCCGAGGAAGAAGAGAAGCUGUUGGCCCAACGCCGACUGCCCGGCCUGCUGAGUCAGCUGGAGGAGUACAAGAGCGCCCUCUGUCAGCUGCAGGCGCAAAAGCAGCGUCUGCAGGCCGAGGCUGCCAUGAUGGAGCAGGCCAUCAGGGGCACCCAGGAGAGUUUCGACAAUGAGAUCCAGCUGUACAACGAGCAAAUCGAGUCCCUGCGCAAGGAGAUCGAAGAAGCGGAAAGGUGCUUGGAAAAGUUCACCAGCGAGUGUCGCCACUUGGCCAUGUACCAGACGUCUCUGGAGAACGAGCUGGAGCGAUACAAGAGGAUCAUCGAGAACGAGGAUAACAGGUUGAACUCCGCAAUAAUCGGCAGCCCCAUCACCCUGUUUACCACCAGCUACCACUACUCUCACACCCCCUCCGCCUCAAACAGGGGGCGAGAUAUCACUCUUGCUAUACAAGACAUCAGCAACGUAAAGCCCCGUCAAAAGAUCAUGGCCAAGAAAGUCCAAAAGAAGAAGGAGCUAACCCCAAGAGACGUGAUUGACAAUGGUCAAGUGGACCGAGGCGCCGCUGGGGAGACUCCAGAGGAAGAUGCCAAGGAGACGCCCUUGGUUGAAGGCCAGGAGGAGAGUGUGAGCAGGACCGAGGAGAGGCCCGUGUUUGCUGGAGUAUCUCCGCAGGAUGUGCCAGAUGGAGCGCAGAUCAGCAAGGCGUUUGACACGCUGUGCAACAUCGUCAGGGAUCGAAUGAGGAAGUACAGGAAGCCUGAGCCGAUCGCAGACUUCUACACAAAGGGGCGUUACGUCCUCGUGAGCGGCGAAGGAAGCCACCUGGACCCUUGCUUCUACACUUCCACACCAUCCUCCGGACACAUCGUUGUCACAAUCAAAGACCAACCUCUAGGACGGAGCACACUGUCCCCUGAACCUCCUCAGCCUAAACUUCCUGGUCCAACCCCUCCUUUUAACGCUGGGGGGAGUAAGGAAGAUGCCAGUGGAGGAAAAGGGAAGGACACUGGCGGCAAAGGCAAGGUCAAGAAGAAUGAAGAGCCUGACCCUCCACCUAAAGAUCCAGGCCCAGUCCAGCCAUCUCCUGAACCUAAAGACCCAACUGGGGAUCCCACCAAGCCAAAGAAGAACAAAGAUGAUGAUGGACCAAGCAGGGCUUCUCCAAAAUCAACACCCCGGGCCCCCAGCACCAGCUCUAGCUCCAGUUCCAGCUCCAGCUCCAGCACCAGCACCAGCACCAGCUCCAGCUCUGGCUCCAGUUCCGGCUCCGGCUCCAGCUCCAGCUCCAGUAGCUUUACCCCAGAUGCCAUGAGCUACGAAAAGGUGGUGGUGGAGUCUGUGGAGAAGUUCUCCGACGGCCGCAAACUCAAAGGUUACGAGGAGACGUCCAUGGUGGUGGAAACUACCAUCGAGAAAUCCAGCAAGAGGAAACAUUAAAGACCAAACUUCAAGAAUCCAUCACACUUUCCAGCUUGGGCUCUGGAUCCAUUACCAUUGUUCUACCUGACAGCCAUGCUCUCGCUUUAGUCCUUAACUUUCUGAAAACUUGGAAGAAAACAUUUACUCUGUACCACCUUAAAAAAGAUGAAUGCGAAGACAGCUGAAAAACUGUGCCAUCCUUCGGUUUUCCAAUUCUCCCAUUUAUUUUAACCUCUUGAGCUCAUUGGUUUAAUUGGAUGCCUGCACUGUCCCCCCACAACCCCCCCCC
Nerophis ophidion (straightnose pipefish) is the source of this 2484-nucleotide messenger RNA. RefSeq names its product filensin. Gene Ontology annotation, biological process: lens fiber cell development. Gene Ontology annotation, cellular component: cytoplasm; intermediate filament. The record is from RefSeq and is a predicted model, not a curated record. Gene Ontology annotation, molecular function: structural constituent of eye lens. NCBI's taxonomy places the organism in Eukaryota, Metazoa, Chordata, Actinopteri, Syngnathiformes, Syngnathidae. The coding region runs from base 159 to 2213 and encodes 684 amino acids. The transcript has 8 exons.